This is a messenger RNA of Peniophora sp. CBMAI 1063, 1527 nucleotides long. The record is from the annotation of a GenBank genome assembly. Lineage: Eukaryota; Fungi; Basidiomycota; Agaricomycetes; Russulales; Peniophoraceae.
AUGGAAGUCGCGGAAAAAUCAACAUGGAUACAUCGCCUACCUACUGAACUGUUGAUCGACAUCUUCCUACGUGUGCACGAUAUGACCGGCGCCAACGACACGCACAAUCAUCUCCGCGGGCCUCCCGCAUGCGCGUUUCUAUCCUACGUCUGUCGACGCUGGAGGACUGUGGCUAUCUCCUGUCAGCAACUAUGGGCAUCGUUCCCACGCAGCAACCAGCACUGGACCAGGACCUGUAUCGAGCGCGCGCAUUCCUGCCCGGUAGAACUUCGCUUUGACGUCUGGCGUCCCCUUCCAGGACUACGCGAUAUGCAGACAUUGGCGUUCUCUGCGAUACAACGCGCAACUACGGUCACCAUAUACGGGGAAAUGGAUCGUUAUAAGGAGGGAAGGCGAGAUAUGGCAUGGGUACUACGAGGACUAGCAACUCACGAGACUCCUCUACUGGAGGAGCUCAGGAUAACGCUCGAUCAGGACGGCUGGGAUCCCUAUCAGCCCAUAUCCUUACCGGGGAUCUUCAAUGACAAGCCCCCGCCAAACCUGCGCAACGUCGAUCUCGACGGAUGCCUUCUCAGGCCUCCCCACGCAAUCUCUGCACCGUCGCUCACGAGACUGUACCUCAACAGCUCCUGUAUAUGGUCAGGAGCAGACGAUAUGAUCCAGUUCUUCCGGCUUGUUCCUCAACUGGAAUCAUUCGAAUUCGUCUAUCCCGGCAAUGACGACCACGGCUUCUCUACACAACCCUCGCGCACCCACUCGUUGCGUUGCGUCUCAUUGCCCGACCUCGAUGAAUUCAACGUUGAAGCCUCGUUUGACGCGGGAUUGAUCAUGUUCAGCUACAUCGCCUUCUCUCCGGAUGCCCACCUCACCUUGAUUCCAAGUGAUGGCGAGUCUCCCCUGGAUCGCUACACCGAGGACGAGCUGGGAUCUCUCAUCGCCCGCGCCUCUACUGCCGUGCGCGCACAUUUCGCAAAAGAUAUCGAAGAAGACAUAUGUUAUCCCUCCGUUGUCAUCGGUUCAGCCAGGAUUUCCGCGAUGCGAUUGCUUCUCGGCAUUCCGUUUUACCUCAACGACUUUCCUCAGCUUCGUGCAGCAGCGGGCGCCAUGUACGCGACCAUCCCCGUCUUUGCGAAUACAUCGUCUUUGACACUCGAAGGAAAUAUGGAGGGAUUCACCAUGAGGGACCUGCUUUGCUUCAAGCACGUCGAGCGCCUACGUCUUAAAGGCGCCGCGCCCGUCAUACUGGAAGCUGCGCUCCGCGAGCACGACUCCUUCAUGGACGAGAUCUUUCCUCAGCGAGAGGAGAUCGUCAUUAGAGGAUUCGACUUCGUCAGGUGGCCUGGUACGCUGUACUAUGGCUGCCCAGUACCUGAGGACUUCGCGCGACGAUUGGCAGAUGCGUUGUACGGGUGGUGCCAAGAGACCGAACAUGUUGUAGACGUGAAGUUCGUAGGAUGCCUUUUUCUGCCUGAUCAGGAGGCCCUCUUCAAAGAAAAGUUCGGCCCGGGCUGUACACGGGUGGGUUGA